AUGUUCUGGAACAUUAUAAACCGAUUUACGGGUGUUACACCAAACACCACUCUCAAUGAAUUCAUUCGUCCAGAAUCCCCACCGUUCUUGGCUCCAGUGAGCCCACUCCAAUAUGAACCGCUGUUUCCCAGUAAUCCAAGGUCUCCACUAAUGGAGUAUUCAGCGAUGAGUCCCAUGGCUUCCAGUAUGGAUGAAAUGCAGUCUUUGUUCGACAAUGGACGCGUAUCAUACCAAACAUCUGAUGUUGUACUGCAUUCAUCAUAUCUUAGCAAUGCUCCAGGUACGACUUUUGAUGGAUAUAAUGCCUCACCGAUAUAUCAAGAUCUGAAUGAUAUCAAGUUCCUCGAGGAAGACGAAACUCAAAUUCAAGAUCUUGCCGUUACGGAAAACCAUCAUCCCCAUUCCUGUACAAUUCAGCCGGACAAAAUUUUGGAAAAUAGACGAGAGCCAUCAAAAAAUCGAAAACCCAAUAAUAAGAAACCAAGAGUUGGCCGCCCUCCAGGAACUUACGAAAAAUCUAGUUGCUUGAUGAGAAAAACCGAAAAUAACGAAAAACUGAUUUGUCGAUGGGAUUCUUGUGGGAAAAUGUUCAAUGAACCAUUGAUAUUCUUUGAGCACGUGAGACUUCAUAUUCUCAAAGAAAAUCAAGGUCCCAAGAAUUGUCUCUGGAAAGGCUGCACUCGUGAAAUGCCGUUUGAUGCGGUGUACAAACUUGCAUGUCAUGUUCGAGGUCACACUAACGAGCAGCCGUUCCGUUGCAAGGAACCUGGAUGCAACAAAGCCUAUCUGCGGAUGCAAAGCUUGAAAACUCAUCAGUUGAUUCACACCGGAGAGAAACCACAUAGCUGCGGUUUUUGUGAGAAGAAAUUCACAACUCGGUCUGAUUGUGUGAGCCACAAAAAAUAUGUCCAUUCGGGUAAAAAAGCCUAUGCAUGUGGAGCUCCAAACUGCGACAAGUCAUACACUGACCCUUCGUCUCGAAGAAAGCAUUACAGAUCUUGUCUUUUAUGGAAAACGUUUUGUCUAAUUGAAACCCCCUAG
Molecule: messenger RNA, 1041 nt
Organism: Caenorhabditis briggsae
Lineage: Eukaryota; Metazoa; Nematoda; Chromadorea; Rhabditida; Rhabditidae
Exons: 6
Coding region: 1-1041 (346 amino acids)
Biological process (GO): central nervous system development; regulation of transcription by RNA polymerase II
Cellular component (GO): nucleus
Molecular function (GO): RNA polymerase II cis-regulatory region sequence-specific DNA binding; DNA-binding transcription factor activity, RNA polymerase II-specific
Source: RefSeq, a predicted model, not a curated record